Kuraishia capsulata CBS 1993 is the source of this 1131-nucleotide messenger RNA. RefSeq lists its product as uncharacterized. Lineage: Eukaryota; Fungi; Ascomycota; Pichiomycetes; Pichiales; Pichiaceae. Bases 1 to 1131 code for a protein of 376 amino acids. The record is from RefSeq and is a predicted model, not a curated record. Gene Ontology annotation, molecular function: nucleotide binding. The transcript has a single exon.
AUGCAACCCCCGGUACCCUCGACAUUCCGGACCAGACUACUUGAUUUGAAUUUUAUUCCACGCUUUACUUCCUCCCAACGGUCUUCUCAAUUGAACCAAAAAAAUACCACAAUGACGCUCAGAUGGGGAAUUCUCGGUCCUGGUAGGAUAUCCUACAAGUUUGCUCAUGAUCUCGUGCAUGUUGAACGUGCCCAGCGUGCAUCGCAGAGCGUAACAGCGAUUGCUUCCAACUCGAACAUAGCCAACGCUACCUCGCUCGCCCAGAAGCUCGGAAUUGAUGCCACUUGCUUCGGAACCUAUGACGCGUUGAUCGAAUCAGAUUCUUGCGAUGUUGUUUAUGUUGGAACUCCCAAUAACACCCAUUUCGAUCUCGCAUGCAAAGUGCUGCAUGCAGGGAAGCAUCUACUGAUGGAGAAGCCGUUUGCGCUGACCGUGGAGGAGACCGACAAGAUCUUGGAGCUCGCAGCCGAAAAAAAGCUUUUUGUGAUGGAAGCUAUGUGGACCAAGUUCAAUCCUGUAUUCACGAAAUGUCGUGAACUUCUCGAAUCAGGCGUUAUUGGCAGUGUCACGAGGGUGCGUUCGGAUCUCAGCUAUCUGUUCCCGCGUGACGACCCCGGAAUGGUCAGAAUUUACGAUCCGGCACUUGGCGGUGGUGUUUUAUUGGAUAUUGGGAUUUACGCGCUAACGUGGCCCUUGGCGCUGUUCGGAGCUCCAGUCAGCUCUACCAGCAAGUGUGUCAAGGCCGAUACCGGAGUAGAUAUCGCAGACUCGGUCUUGCUGGAAUAUCCUGGAUUUGUCGCAUAUGCUACGUGUUCCGGCCUUACCAACCAGGUAGGAACAAACACCGGCACGCUUACCAAUCCAGCAAUUUUCAUUGAGGGUACUUUAGGUUACGUUUCUGUGAACCAAGCGGACCAACCCACGAAGCUGGUUGCGACUACCUGGGAAGGAACAAUUAUUGAGGAGUUUACAUACGAACCAAAAGGGUUUGGAAUGAGUCUGGAGGCCGACCAUGUGUUAGCAUGUGUUGAGGCCAGCAAGAUCGAGAGUCCAGUCCAUACCUGGGACGACACCAAAUUGAUGUCGCGGAUGCUAGCGGGAACUCUUGAAGAAAAUGGUAUCUUAUUUUGA